AUGUUUAUUUGUUUCUUUCUUUCUAUAUCUCUAGUUUGUUUCUUUCUUUUUUUAUAUCUAUCUACAUUUGUUUCUUUCUAUACAUCUAGGUUCAUUCAUUUCUUUUGUUUUAUCCAUCUGUAUUCUUUCUUUCUUUCUUUCUAUCCAUGUAGGUUUGUUUGCUUCUUUCUUUCUAUUCAUCCAUCUAGGUUUUUCUUCCUUUAUAAUACAUCUAGGUUUGUUUGUUUCUUUCUUACUUCCUAUCCAUCUAAGUUUGUUUCUUUUUUUUUCUAUCCAUCUAAGUUGGUUUGUUUCUUUCUUUCUAUCCAUCUAGGUUUGUUUUUUUUUCUUACUUCCUAUCCAUCUAAGUUUGUUUCUUUUUUUUCUAUCCAUCUAAGUUGGUUUGUUUUUUCUUUCUAUCCAUCUAGGUUUGUUUCUUUCUUACUUCCUAUCCAUCUAAGUUUGUUUCUUUUUUUUUCUAUCCAUCUAAGUUGGUUUGUUUGUUUCUUUCUUACUUCCUAUCCAUCUAAGUUUGUUUCUUUUUUUUUCUAUCCAUCUAAGUUGGUUUGUUUCUUUCUUUCUAUCCCUCUACAUUUCCUUAUUUGUUCAUCUCUUUAUGUCCAUUUAGGUUUCUUUCUAUCCAUCUCCCAAUUAAUGUUUCUUUCUUUCUUUCUUGCUUUCUGUCCAUCUAGAUUUGUUUCUUUUGUCUCUUUCUGUCCAUCUAUAAAGAUAGAGCUGAGGAUAUCAACACAAGCAUAA
Molecule: messenger RNA, 738 nt
Organism: Acanthosepion pharaonis
Lineage: Eukaryota; Metazoa; Mollusca; Cephalopoda; Sepiida; Sepiidae
Source: the annotation of a GenBank genome assembly